CCUUGUGAUCCGCCCGUCUCAGCCUCCCAAACUGCUGGGAUUACAGGCAUGAGCCACCGCGCCCGGCCCUGGGUAUCUUUUUGCCUAUAAUAAAGCCAGCCAUCUAAAAACAGUUCAAGCCCUGGCUCUGGUACCUGUCAGCCGUGCGGCCCUGGGCGGGUCCCUCACUCUCUGUGAGCGUCAGUUGCCUCACCUGUGAAAUGUAACUCACAGUGGUUGAGUGGAUCAAGUGAAGGGCUGUAUGUCAAGCCCCUGUCAAGCCAUCUGGUGCUCUGUGUCCUGUGGAUGGUAGCUGCCCUGAAGCGGGACCUUGCAAACUGAAGUGCUGUCUCUUCAGAGGGAGUGCAGGUGUCCAGCUCCUGGUGUGGGAGAGGCACCCUGUGCUCCCUGACCCGUGAGACAGGAUUGGGUUUGGGGGCCAGGGCAGGAGGAGGGGCCCGUCACCAGGGGAAACGGCUCGUGGUGGAGCAGCUGAGGUGCAGCUGGGCCUGUGGCUUAGAAGGCAGUCUUGUGGGUGCCUCCUCCCCCAGCCGCAACUCAGGUCUGCAGCUGGGUCCUGCCUCCUUCCGAGUGGGCCAUGACCAGGACAUGGCUGCUACUUCUCCUAGCCCUUGGGUGUCCAGCCCUACUCACAGGUGUGGGCGGCACACUCUUUCCUUCUCUGGCCCCACCAAUCAUGCUGCUGGUGGAUGGAAAGCAGCAGAUGGUGGUGGUCUGCCUGGUCCUUGAUGUUGCACCCCCUGGCUUUGACAACCCCAUCUGGUUCUCAGCUGGCAAUGGCAGUGCACUGGAUGCCUUCACCUAUGGCCCUUCCCCAGCAACGGAUGGCACCUGGACCAACUUGGCCCAUCUCUCCCUGCCUUCUGAGGAGCUGGCAUCCUGGGAGCCUUUGGUCUGCCACACCAGGCCUGGGGCUGAGGGCCACAGCAGGAGUACACAGCCCCUGCAGCUGUCAGGAGAGGCUUCUACAGCCAGGACCUGCCCCCGGGAGCCUCUCAGCGGGACACCGAGUGGGGCACUGUGGCUGGGGGUGCUGCGGCUGCUGCUCUUCAAGCUGCUGCUGUUUGACCUGCUCCUGACCUGCAGCUGCCUGCGCGACCCCGCGGGCCCGCCGCCUUCCCCCGCAGCCACCACCCGCCUGCGAGCCCUCGGCUCCCACCGACUGCACCUGGCAACGGAGAAUGGGAGACGAGAGGCCACCAGCUCACCCAGACCCCAGCCUUGGGACCGCCGCUGGGGUGACACCCCUCCGGGUCGGAAGCCUGGGAGCCCAGUCUGGGAGGAAGGGUCUUACCUCAGCAGUUACCACACUUACCCAGCACGGGGCUGGUGCUCAAGAUCUGCCCUCAGGACUCCUUCCUCCAGCCUUGGAGCAUUUUUUGCAGGUGACCUGCCUCCUCCUCUGCAGGCUGGAGCUGCCUGAGGGCAGGGCUCUACCUCCCCCGACCCCGUCACACUGUGUGAGGCUGUGUCUCUCCCAUCUAACAGGGGGCCUCUCGAGAAUGGUGAUCCACCCAGUUACAGGGGCAUUUAGGGAGCAGAUGACUGAGAACAUUAAUAAAGAACUUAAAUGACACAGCAAAUGA
Molecule: messenger RNA, 1586 nt
Organism: Nomascus leucogenys (northern white-cheeked gibbon)
Lineage: Eukaryota; Metazoa; Chordata; Mammalia; Primates; Hylobatidae
Gene: PTCRA
Product: pre T cell antigen receptor alpha
Biological process (GO): negative regulation of thymocyte apoptotic process
Source: RefSeq, a predicted model, not a curated record